Molecule: messenger RNA, 3385 nt
Organism: Danio aesculapii
Lineage: Eukaryota; Metazoa; Chordata; Actinopteri; Cypriniformes; Danionidae
Exons: 2
Coding region: 185-889 (234 amino acids)
Source: RefSeq, a predicted model, not a curated record
CUUACACACGCUCCGCCUAUGCUGCAGCUUGUGGACUUUUACACAUAAUCAUAUUCAUUUACACAACACACACGGUUUUAUUUUCCGGUUUGGCAACUAGAGUUGUUGCUGCGCCACAUCAUGCACAUGUUCAUGUCGAUCAUCUCCUGCUUACUGACAGUGUGGACAUAUCAUUAUAGUUCAAAUGGCUGAAAAUGAAGCUGCUUUGGAUUUGUUUAUCCGCGUCCUUUUGUUUUCUAGACGCAGCUCGCUCCGAGUGAAAACACUGAAUAAUCUGUCUCAUCUGAGAGACUCUGGCUUCGGCCAGCCCCCUCCCCGACAUGGCCUCUGUCUGCUUUGGUGGUUUGGUCGUAAAUGUGUUCGCAUCGAUGAAGACGGUCGUAUGAUCGCACUCUGCAACCCGGCGGGUGGGGAUUUCGGCUUCCGGCCGUUCAAUAAUGAUGACGGUCGCCUUCCUGAUACCGACCUUCUAUACUAUGAGUUAGGUAACUUGAGCACACCAGGAUUACUACCUUAUUAUGUCACGGAAAAUUAUGAAAGUGAUUUUGAGGAAUCAAACGCAGACCGAAUCAUUGUUUCCGUCAAUUCAGAUGAGGAUGGUAAAGUCUGCUUUGAGAAGAUUUAUGUGACACAAAUGGACAUGAAUCACACUCACCGCAUCAGUCAAGGACUCAUACAGGUCAUUAAAAACACGGCACGGACAGAUUUCCUUGAAAGUACCGUGCUCUUCUUCCCGCUCCUGCUGUCCUGCGGGCGCUAUUUUUACAGACAGAGAGAAAAAGAGUCAAUAAAGGAAUCAAAUAAAAAUAAAGUUGCCAUUGGCCUCAUCAGUUGUACUUUGAUCUGCGUUGGGAUUGGUAUUCUUAUGACCUAUUGGAAAUGGCAAUGACAGGAUGAGCUAUUGCUGCGUAAACUCACUUAUUGAUUACAGACUCUUGGUGAGUUUAACCCUCAAGUGUGCAUACUUUAGCUCUUAAUUCUUUCCUUGUGGACAUUUUGGUCACACUAAAAAAAUUACUAAUUUUUUUAAGGUAAGUGGUUGUAAACCAUUUAUACGGGCUGAAUUUAAACAUUAAAUUCUGUUCAACUUAUUUUGUUUGUUUAAAUUCAGCCCAUAUAAAUUGAUUUCAACCACUUACCUUAAACAAAUCGAGUACAUCCGAUGAGUCGUUUUAUUUAUCAGUGCGCAAAAAUCUCAAGUGUGAACCAGUUUCUUUUAAAAACAAAACGUUUCUUUUGAUAUACCCCUAAAAGUAAAAAUAAAAAUAAAAAUACUUUUAAUUUUAGGAUUCCCCAUUUAUUUCCAAUGGGAAAAACUAUGGAGAUUGAUUUAAAGAGGAGUUGACUUUGUUGAAUCCAGUCCUCUUUUAUGUGUUUGCUCAAGUGGAAAACUAAUAAAAAGAAGUCAAACCACUUAAAUUUAGGAUUAAACCACUCAGAUAAAAGAAACUAUUAAAAAAUAUAAAAGGAAAGGAUUUUGCACAGAUUUUCCAUUUGGAUGUUUAUUUAAAAAUGCCUAUUCUUUAAAAUAGUAUUGGUAAUAUUUCUUUAACACUAAAAAAGAGUCAAUAAAAGAAGCUGCCAUUGGCCCUAAAGUAAAAAUAAAGUUGCUAUUGGCCUUAUCAGUUUUACUUUGAUCUGUGUGGGGACUGGUAUUGUCAUGACCAAGUGGAAUUAGCAAUGACAGGCAAUGAUUACAAUGAAACAAAUGUCCUCAUCCUCAGAGAAGAGGUCGAAUUGGACAAAAGAGACACAAUUAAACACCAGGUGUGUGGUGGCCAUUUUGUGUGAUUGGAUUAACCAAAACACAUCUCAAUACCAGGUGGGAACAGUUGUUUGAUCCUUUUUGCAUGUUGUCUCAGACUGUCAUAUAUGUAUGUGAUGGAUCGACAUUGUGUUGGAUCUAAUGAUUUUUAUUGGACAAAUAAAGAAAAAUGCUUUCAAUUUUAGUAUUCCCCAUUCAUUUCCUAGGGUUGCGCAUUUUUAGCCAACUUUAACCACUUUAAAAGUUUUGAGUACUUUAGAGACUUCAAUAUGGCGGCCAUAACUAUUUUCACUCCAAAGUGCUCUUCAGAGAGCGAUAUAUCCUGUUUGGAGCACACUCAGAGUUGUUUCUUAUUCAUUGACAAUAUAACUGACAGAACCAAACCUUAAAGGGAACCUAUUAUGCCUCUUUUUACAAGAUGUAAAUAAGUCUCUGACAUCACAAGAGAGUGUGUGUGUGAAGUUUCAGCUCAAAAUACCACACAAAUAAUGUUUUAUAACACUGAAACUGCCCCUUUUAGGCUUUGAUCAUAAUCGUGUCUUUUUAGUAACUGUCGCUUUAAAUUCAAAUGAGAUUGUGCUCUUUUCCAAAGAGGGCGGAGCUACAAAUGCCUGUGUGUCAGCAUAGUGGCAGAUUCAAAACAAAACUAACAUCCUAUGCUAAUGAGGGAGAGAUGGUCACUAAUGGGCGGGGCUUUACCUCUCUGAUGACACGUACAAUGGCAGAAUGCCAAUCAAAGUGUUUCUGCAGACUGUUUUUAUCAAGUGUGAUUAUAAAAAAUACAAUUAAUAAAUCUUUACCGUUAGAAGCUGGUUAUAUUCACAGACUGUUACCACACAACUGUGUUUAAACCCCUUAUAAAAAAGUGAUUGCUCAUAAUAAGACCCCUUUAAAACUAAGUUAAGUUGAUGCACUUUUCCUUUGCAUCAUACAGACCUAUACAUGUGAGCUAUAGUUUCAAAUAUCUUUACUCCUUAUAUGGGCCAACAGUGAUUAUGUAUAAAUAUAGGUGGCUUUUUUCUUCAAUAUGUAGGUUGAUAAAAUAUUAUAUUACAUCAUAAAUUAAAUUCACUAUUGUGUAAGACUUGUGAUCACAUAUAUGCUGAUGAAGGACUGCUAAGAUGGGGGAAGUAGAGGAGUUUCUGACACCUCCACUAAAAAUAUCUGCCAUUUGUCCUACAGUAACCAUGUGUUUUACACCACAAUUCAUCUACUUGUGAUCUCCUUUUGUGUAUCUUUAUCAUGUUUUGGUGUCAUUUGACAUGCAGUUUAUGACCUCCGCUUAGUAUUGAUGAGCUCAAUAGACAUGUCUUGUAAUGCAUCUCAUGUAUACAGUCAUGCCUUGAGGAGUAUAAUAUGCUGUCUCCACCUCUGGUUAUGAGGGGUUGGUAUUUCACUCAUGUUUAACAAUCAUUUGCUCAGGGUACAAAAGGAAAGGUAACUUGAUUGUAAAGAAUGGCUUUUACUCAUGCUUAACAUUUACUCAUUGGGAGAUAAGCAGUUUCUCUGUCUUUCCUGCAUAGCUGUGCAUAUUGUUACAGUUAAGUUAUACAGUGUGUUGGUAUUAAUUCUAAUGUCUGUAUAUUUCAACAUGUAGCUUAAUAAACUCAUUUGCCUGCA